Pectinophora gossypiella (pink bollworm) is the source of this 2458-nucleotide messenger RNA. RefSeq lists its product as uncharacterized. Lineage: Eukaryota; Metazoa; Arthropoda; Insecta; Lepidoptera; Gelechiidae. Bases 1 to 2391 code for a protein of 796 amino acids. Gene Ontology annotation, molecular function: protein binding. The record is from RefSeq and is a predicted model, not a curated record. The transcript has 2 exons.
AUGUGGGUGCUGCUGGUGCUGCUGCUGGCGGGCGCGGCGGGCGGGGACUGCCCGCGGCACUGCGAGUGCAAGUGGCGCAGCGGCAAAGAGUCGGCGCUGUGCGCGCGCGCCGGGCUCGCUGCCGUGCCGCCGCGCCUCGACCCCACCACGCAGCUGCUCGACCUCGCCGACAACCGCCUGCCAACCGUCCGCGACGACGCCUUCGCCGCCGCCGGCCUCCUCAACCUGCAACGCCUCUACCUCCCCUCCUGCAACGUCCGCACCAUACGCCCCUACGCCUUCCGCGCCCUCGUCAACCUCGUCGAGCUCGACCUCUCGCGCAACCGCCUCGACAACGUCCCUUCCCACGCCUUCGACUCGAUCCCGGAACUUCGCGAGCUCCGCCUCGCCGGAAACCCUAUCGCAAAAAUUAAAGAUGAAGCUUUUAAGUCGCUCCCGCACCUCGUUCGCCUCUCACUUAGCGCUUGCAAAAUAUCCGAAAUAGAACCCCGCGGCUUCGUGGGCCUGGAAGCCUCCUUAGAAUAUUUGGAGCUUAGUAAAAAUAGACUUCAAGUUUUACACGUAGCCGUUUUGGCACCGCUGAGAUCGUUAAAAGGCUUGGAAUUAGCGAGCAAUCCGUGGGAAUGUUCGUGCGCUUUGAGGCCGUUACGAGACUGGAUGAUAAGAAGAAAUGUUCCCGCAACUGUGGUUCCAGAAUGUGCUCUGCCUCCGAGAUUGAUGUCGCACUCGUGGGAUCGUCUCGAUUUGGAAGAUUUCGCUUGUCUGCCUGAAGUGAGCGCUGCGGCGAGUCAGUAUCAGGGAGUGGAGGGAGAGGAGGUGACCCUGGUGUGCCGCGUGUCGGGGGUGCCGGCGCCGCGCGUGCGCUGGGUGCGCGCCGGCCGGCUGCUCGCUAAUUCAACACCAACUAGCAAUAACAACGUCAAUUCUGGUAGAACUUUUAUGUUACGUAGCGAAGGACUCACUAGUAAUUUAACUAUCAAAUCAGCAGAUCUGCAAGACGCCGGGUCUUAUACAUGUAAUGCUGAGAAUCGUGCCGGAAAAGCGGAAGUGGUUUUAAGUUUGACCAUAGAGAAAAAGCCGCAAAGUAAAGGUUUCGGCGGGCGAGCUCUGAUGGCGGGGAUGGCGGUGUCAGCAGUGGUAGUGUUAAGUUCGUGUUUGAUAGGACUAUGCGCUUACGAGACUCGUAAGAAAAGACAAUUGGACCGGUGGAACGAACAAAUAGUGACCGCGAAUCAUCGCGAUGAUAGUUAUGAAAAAAUCGACUCUAAUUUUCAAAAAACUGUGGAAGUUCCGCGAGUGAUACCUUCGGAUAGUAGUCGGAAGCGAGGUGAUUACAGGAAUGUGCCGUCUCACGACCCGGAGGACGAGUACGAGGGCUAUGUGCGGGGGGAGUUGCGAGAGGAGCGGGAGUCCUCUGUAACGCCGCCCCUGGAGGCCGGCUGGCGCAGGCCCGACCUGGAGGCGCGCAAGCGGACAGCUGCUCCCGAGCGGCAUCGCGACCUACACAUCCCUCGCCUCAACGAUUACAGUAUGCGAUUGGAUGCGAAUUCUGAAUCCAUGCAGAGUUCAAACUCUACGGGGGUGUUGAGCGCUCACGUAGAGAUUUUGACGGAAAAUAACCGGCUUAACAAUAACACGAGCUCGCGCACUUGUCAGCGGCCACAGGCUCGGGACCGGCUCGACAAUGACCUCUCCGGUAGCGACAGCGAAAAAAACUACCCAGACUUAAUAGAAAUGAGUGCGUUAGGCACUUCCUCAUAUUUACGAAGCGAGAUGAAACAUGACCCCUACUAUUUUUACACAAUCCCUCGGAGGAAAGACGGUGACAGCCGCAGUCCGCUCUUAAGUAGUCGAAGAAAUAGUUCUGGUGGUGAUUCUAUUACGCUAUUUGAGAGGCCGUAUGAGAAGAAUCGUAGCAAGAGGUCAUCGGGGCGGCGAUCGAAUAGUUUCCUGGACCUGUCGACCGGCGGGAACCGCACGCGUCGCAACCCGAGCCUACCUGCCUCGCCAACCAGAGAGCAGCCCACUGUGCCCUCGGCCACGCCACUGCUCGACCUCUCUGGCCUCCGCGACUACUCACGCACUGGACAACCCAUAGAGGACUUUGACUUUCGAGCAUCACAAUUGGAAAAGUUCUUAGAAGAGUAUAGGAGCUUAAGAGAGCAGCUCUCGAGAAUGAAGGAGACGAGGGAAAAUUUACAAAGAACGAGAGCUGGAGACAAUGAAGAGCUCAGGUCGAUAUUGAAAGGCAAGCCCAGCGUGGCUGUGACGGAGACGUCCUCCUCGGUGGCGCUGGCGGACGCCGCAUCGCCGCUGGCACUAAGCCCGCCCGAGUAUAAACCCCAACAGUCCACGCCUGAGUGGCUCACCACACUUCUCUAUCGUAAUUAAUACUGUAAAUAUACUUGAACUGAUGUUGGAGAUAAGUAAUAAAUAAUUAUUGUUUGUAAGCGAAGUG